Messenger RNA from Zeugodacus cucurbitae (melon fly), 1030 nucleotides. Its product is annotated as transcription termination factor 4, mitochondrial. Gene Ontology annotation, cellular component: mitochondrion. The record is from RefSeq and is a predicted model, not a curated record. Lineage: Eukaryota; Metazoa; Arthropoda; Insecta; Diptera; Tephritidae. The transcript has 2 exons. Gene Ontology annotation, molecular function: double-stranded DNA binding. Gene Ontology annotation, biological process: regulation of DNA-templated transcription; mitochondrial ribosome assembly. Bases 129 to 1004 code for a protein of 291 amino acids.
GAUUUAAAUAAAUCGUUUCCCUUAAUUUCCAAUCAGUUAUUAUUUUAUACGGCAUUCCUCUCGGUCAGCUGUUGAAUUCGCCGCAUAGUUGCACUUGCUCGCCGGCACUAAACACCAAAUUAAACGCGAUGUUACGAAGAUAUAUAACAAAUUUCAGACAAAAUGUGCAAUUUCUUCACAGAAAUCAACAGCUUACUCAACGACAGUUGACACCUUUGCGUUAUGUUGCUGCAGCGGCUGAGACACAAACCCAACUAGAGCAGUCGCAUAUUGAUGAAGCGGUGCGUUUGAAUCCACUGCUGUCCCGUGUACCACUGACGCAAUGGCAAUACGCACACGAGACUUUUAUGAAUCAUGGACUGAAUACCAGCAACUUUUUACGUAUUGUCGUUGGCAAUCCAGAUGUGCUUUCCCGUUCAAAACAGCGUAUAAUCGAGGCGAUUGAAAACUGGCGUAGCUGUCAAUUCGGUGAGAAGUUACUAUUUCUGCUGCUUACGAAAUAUCCAGAGCUGUUGGAUGUAACCGAUAAUUUGCGUCUACGCAAACAUAUCAGUUACUUGAAAACAUUUGCGGGCACAGAUAAAAACGUCUGGAAGCUGCUGAUGAAUUGUCCGGAUCUUAUGGAGCAGUCAGAGCGGCGUAUAGAGGAGAAAGUGACUUAUUUAAAGGAGGUGAUGCGUAUUGAGAUACCUGAAAUUAUUAAGUCAGAAGCGCUAUCGAAACCACUAGAAGAGAUACGUUGCCGACAUGUUUUUCUGGAGCGUCUAGGUUUGUUUGUACCGCGCCCAUUAAAGGUGAAUCCAGAUGAGCCUACGAAGAACCCGCGCUUAUACCAAAUUACCAACACAUCGGAGAAGACAUUCGCCACGAAGGUGUGUCAUGUCACGCUGGUGGAAUAUGAGGCGUUUAAAGAGUUAUACGAACGCGAAGUGCAACGAAAAGAAGAUGAAGAGGAGGAAGACGAGGAUGAAAAAUGGGAGGGUAAAAGAGGAUACAAAAAGUGAAAUACAUUGAAUUGUUAAACACACAA